Molecule: messenger RNA, 1257 nt
Organism: Ylistrum balloti
Lineage: Eukaryota; Metazoa; Mollusca; Bivalvia; Pectinida; Pectinidae
Product: S-antigen protein-like
Exons: 2
Coding region: 1-1257 (418 amino acids)
Source: RefSeq, a predicted model, not a curated record
AUGAUAGGGGUCAGUGGUUACAAUGGUACUGGAGCAAGGGACGUCGUGGUAUUAGAGGAUAGUGGUUACAAUGAUACUGGAGCAAGUGGCGUCGUGGUUUUACGGGAAAGUUGUUUCAAUGGUACAGGAGCACGGAGCGUCGUGGUAUUAGGGAAAUGUGGUUACAAUUGUACUGGAGAACGUGGCGCUGUGUUAUUAGGGGAUAGAGGUUACAAUGGUACUGGAACACUGGGUGUCGUGGUAUUAAGGGACAGUGGUUACAAUGGUACUGGAAAACGGGACAUCGUGAUAUUAUCGGACAGUAGUUACAAUGGUACUGGAGAACGGGGCCUCGUGGUAUUAGGGGACAGUGGUUACAAUGGUACUGGAACAAGGGGCGUCGUGGUAUUUGGGGACAGUGGUUACAAUGGGGAUAGUGGUUACAAUGGUACUGGAGCAAGGGUCGUAGUGGUAUUAGGGAACAGUGGUUACAAUGGUACUCGAACACAUGGCGUCGUGGUAUUAGGGGACAGUGGUUACAAUGGUACUCGAGCACAUGGCAUCGUGCUAUUAGCGGACAGCGGUUACAAUAGUACUGAAGAACGGGGCGUCUUGGUACUAGGUGACAGUGGUCACAAUGUUACUCGAGCACAUGGCAUCGUGCUAUUAGCGGACAGUGGUUACAAUAGUACUGAAGAACGGGGCGUCUUGGUACUAGGGGAUAGUGGUAACAAUGGUACUGAAGAACGGGGCGUCGUGGUAUUAGGGGAAAUUGGUUACAAUGGUACUGAAGAACGGGGCGUCUUGGUAUUAGGGGACAGUGGUUACAAUGGUACUGGAGAUCGAUUUGUCGUGGUAUUAGGGGACAGUGGUUACAAUGAUACUGGAACACUUGGUGUCGUGGUAUUAGGGGACAGUCUUUACAAUGGUACUGGCAAACGGAGCGUCGUGGUAAAAGUGGACAGUGGUUACAAUGUUACUCGAACAAAGGGCGUCGUGGUAUUAGGGGACAGUGGUUACAAUGGUACUGGAGUACGGGACGGGGUGGUAUUAGGGGUCAGUGGUUACAAUGGUACGGGAGAACGGGGCGCUGUGGUAUUAGGGGAUAGUGGUUACAAUGGUACUGGAGAACGUUGUGACGUGGUAUUAGUUGACAGUGGUUACAAUGGUACUGGAGAACGGGGCGUCGUGGUAUUAGUGGACAGUGGUUACAAUGGUACUGGAGAACGGGUCGUCGUGGUAUUAGGAGAAAAUGGUUACAAUGAUAUUAGACUAUAG